AUGGGUGUCGAUCCUGAAAUUGCGCCGACCGCGAGUGCGUCCAAGACCGCUGAAGUGUUUUCCCAACACGAGGGUGAUCUGAAGGAAGGACUCGUCGAAAACAACGGACACUUCACCGCUGCCGAACUUGUGAAGUAUGGACAGACAAAGCGUGGUCUUUCGCCUCGCCAUGUCCAAUUGAUGGCCAUUGGAGGAUCCAUCGGUACAGGUCUCUUCGUAGGAAUCGGUGGCUCCCUCUCCAAAGCUGGUCCUCUCUCCCUCGUACUCGGAUACAUGUUCUGGGGCGCCCUCUUCGUCUGGCCCACAUACCUCUGCGUUGCAGAGAUGUGCGCCUAUCUACCUCUCCGCGGCGCUAUCUUCGAGCUGGCAGCCCGCUUCGUCGACCCCGCGCUCGGCUUUGCUAUGGGAUGGACCUACUUCUUUGCUGGUGUGAUGCUGGUUUGCACAGAAUACAGCGCCGUUGCAACGGUCAUGCAAUACUGGAACACCGACAUCAACCCGGCCGUUUGGAUCGCUAUGACGAUGGUAGUGUGUGUUUUUCUGAACGUGGUUGCGGUGAAGUGGUACGGCGAGUCGGAGUUUGUCAUGGCUUCCACCAAGGUUCUACUUCUGAUCGGUCUCGUCCUUCUCACCUUCAUCACCAUGCUCGGCGGCAAUCCUCAGAAUGACCGCUACGGAUUCCGGUACUGGACCAGCGAAGGUGGAGGAGCGAUCCAUGCCUACUACGCUGAAGGCGCCACUGGACGCUUCUGCGGUUUCUGGAGUGUAUGUAUCUACGCUGCUUUCACUAUCGCCGGGCCGGACAUGAUCUGUCUCGCUGCAGGGGAAAUCCAGAACCCGCGCCGCACGAUUCCGCGCGUGGCAAAGCUCAUCUUCUACCGCCUGGUUGGAUUCUACGUCUUCGGUGUGCUGGCUGUAGGCAUCAUCUGCUCGUCCCGCGACUCUCGUCUCCUGGGAGCCAUUGACGCUGGCGAGCCGGGCGCCGCAGCCUCGCCCUGGGUGGUCGGCAUCACAAACCUCGGUAUCAAGGGCCUGCCCGGCCUCAUCAACUUCCUGAUCCUGCUCUCCGGCUGGUCCUGUGGAAACGCAUACCUCUACGCUUCUUCCCGCACUCUCUACGGCCUCGCCCGCGACGGCCAGGCGCCGAAGUUCCUCCUCAAGUGCACAAAAGCUGGUGUACCGAUCUACGCGGUCGGCGUCGUGACACUGAUCACCUGCCUUACAUUCCUCGUCAGCUCAAAUAACGCAGUCGAGGUGUUCUACUGGUUCGUUGGGCUGACGACAUGCGCGCUCGUGUGCACAUAUGUCGGCAUGCUGUGGACGUAUGUUGGCUGGCAUCGUGCGCGCGUUGCCCAGAACUUCGAUAAGAGUCUGCUUCCGUAUGUUGCGCCUUUUACGCCUUAUACUGCGUGGCUCGCUAUGGUUCUUGGUGUGCUGAUGGUCAUCUUCAUUGGUUACGAUACGCUUGUGCCAUUCAGCAUUCAAGGGUUCAUCACGAGCUACUUCGGAGCGUGGUUCAGUAUCUUCGUUUUUAUCUUUUGGAAAGUGUUCAAGCGUACGUCGUUUGUCAACCCAGCGGAAGCUGACUUCGUGAGCGGCAAGGCGGCGAUUGACGAGGAGUGCAGAGAAUGGGAGGAAGGCGGCAUUGAAGAGAACGUCAAGGCGAGGCUAUCAAAGAUGCCUCUCUGGCGCAGAUGCUGGGAGAGGAUGUGGUAG
Molecule: messenger RNA, 1716 nt
Organism: Didymella exigua CBS 183.55
Lineage: Eukaryota; Fungi; Ascomycota; Dothideomycetes; Pleosporales; Didymellaceae
Product: amino acid transporter
Exons: 2
Coding region: 1-1716 (571 amino acids)
Biological process (GO): amino acid transmembrane transport
Cellular component (GO): membrane
Molecular function (GO): amino acid transmembrane transporter activity
Source: RefSeq, a predicted model, not a curated record